Molecule: messenger RNA, 882 nt
Organism: Microthlaspi erraticum
Lineage: Eukaryota; Viridiplantae; Streptophyta; Magnoliopsida; Brassicales; Brassicaceae
Source: the annotation of a GenBank genome assembly
AUGUUCAAGAGAAGGAAUGCUCACCAACUCGAGGAUGAUUCUCAACAAGAUCAUAAGGUUAGCGAAUUGAAAUCAGCGAUAGGACCAGUGUCGGGACAUAGUCUAGUUUUCUGCUCUGAUGCUACCUUGAGAAGAUAUUUGGAUGCUCGUAGUUGGAAUGUCGAAAAAGCCAAGAAAAUGAUUGAGGAGACUCUUAAGUGGAGAUCAACCUACAAACCUCAAGAGAUCCGUUGGCAACAAGUAGCACAUGAAGGUGAGACCGGAAAAAUCUCAAGAGCUACCUUUCAUGAUCGACAAGGUAGAAUUGUGCUUAUAAUGAGACCUGCGAUGCAAAACUCAACAUCAGCAGAAGGUAAUAUCCAGCAUUUGGUGUAUCUUCUUGAAAAUGCAAUCCUCAAUCUUCCCAAGGGACAAGAACAAAUGGUUUGGCUCGUCGAUUUCACGGGUUGGUCUAUGGCCGCUAGUGUUCCUUUGAAGACAACUCGUGAAAUUGUCUACAUUCUUCAGAAUCAUUACCCUGAGAGACUCGGUAUGGCCUUUCUCUACAACCCACCAAGACUCUUUCAAGCAGGCUACAGGGCUAUUAAGUACUUCUUGGACCCAAAAACAGCUCACAAGGUGAAUUUCGUGUACCCAAAAGACAAGAAAAGUGACGAACUGAUGAGCUCAUACUUUGAUAUAGAGAAUCUCCCCAAGGAAUUUGGAGGAGAAGCAACACUAGAGUAUGAUCAUGAGGAUUUCUCAAGGCAAAUGUUUGAAGACGAUGUCAAAACCGCAAAGUUAUGGGGAUUAGAGGAGAAGCACUAUUUGAAACCAAACGGUUUCUCUGCAUCUGAUGUUGUUCCUGAGCCGACCACUUCUCUUGCAUCAGUAGCUAGCUGA